This is a messenger RNA of Fusarium mangiferae, 906 nucleotides long. RefSeq lists its product as uncharacterized. NCBI's taxonomy places the organism in Eukaryota, Fungi, Ascomycota, Sordariomycetes, Hypocreales, Nectriaceae. The record is from RefSeq and is a predicted model, not a curated record. Gene Ontology annotation, cellular component: membrane. Bases 1 to 906 code for a protein of 301 amino acids. Gene Ontology annotation, molecular function: myo-inositol:proton symporter activity. Gene Ontology annotation, biological process: transmembrane transport. The transcript is spliced from 3 exons.
AUGAGUUCACUGUUCGGUCGCCGUGGCGCCAUCAUUGUGGCCUCAUUCCUCAUCUUUGUGGCAUCCGUUGGCUCGGCUUGCAUUACACUCAAUGACAAUGCGUGGCUGUCUCUUGGGAGCAUCAGACUAAUCGGCGGUGUCGACAUGGGCUUGAAGGCUACUAGCACCCCCAUCCUCGCAGCGGGAACGGCAGUUGGCUCGUGGAGAGGCUCUUCAGUUCUGUUAUGGCAGCUAUGGGUCUCUUUUGGCAUCAUGAUGUCUUUUAUUGUCAAUAUUUGUUUGAACCAGAUUUUCGACAAAAAUCUAAAGCUCCGUUUGAUUCUGGUGUCUCCAGCAGUGUUUGCGCUUAUGCUGAUGUAUACUGUCGCCGAAUGCCCCGAGUCAUUCCGCUACUACUUGAUGCCAGGGUCGAGAAAGUAUAGUCUUAAGAAGGCAUAUGCCUCGUUGCAGCGAUUGCGCAACACCAAGGGCGCGUCGCUUGCAACAUCCAUCAAUCUUCUAUUUGCUGGUUUCCUGGCACGGGUGCAACCCCUACUAGUCGCUGGUAUCAAGUUUGGGGGAAUAUUUGGAGUGUUUGCUGCCUUGAACGUCGUUGCCUUUGUUCUCAUCUUUCUUCUGAUGGAGGAAACCAGCGGCGUACCUCUUGAAUCUCUAGGAUCAGUCUUCAACCAGCCGAAGAAGGAUCUAAUCCACUUCCAGCUCUUCAAGUUUCUACCAUGGUUCGGUCGAUUCAUUCUUGGUAGGAGUAGUAUUGCCGAAAGACCAGAACGUACUGUCGACUUGAGUCCGAGCUCGGUGCCAGAUGCUUCGGUCACUGAUGAUGGUGAGGAACGCAUUUGGAGUAGCGAUACUGUUUCAAGUGGGAUGAGGCUCGCCGAUAUGUCAGGGGAAAACGGAAGAGGCUGA